Messenger RNA from Morchella importuna, 312 nucleotides. RefSeq lists its product as uncharacterized. The record is from RefSeq and is a predicted model, not a curated record. Bases 1 to 312 code for a protein of 103 amino acids. The transcript is spliced from 3 exons. NCBI's taxonomy places the organism in Eukaryota, Fungi, Ascomycota, Pezizomycetes, Pezizales, Morchellaceae.
AUGGCUGGAAACCUGGCGCUGUGCCAGGGUGAGGUUGUGGAUAUUCGCAAUGCGUCGAUGAACUGGUUGCCCGCAGAAGUCGAAGUGAGUUUGAAUUCAUUUGCGCUUGCUAGGAGUCACUUAUCUACUGGGGUGCAUUUUUCAACGUGGGAGCUCGCUGCCCGGAAGAGUGGAAGCGAGUAUAAUUUCAAUGGCAGCAUAUAUUCGAAAACAUUUACCAAGAUAGUUCUCUAUUCAUCCAAUCCCACUGCGCAGCAACUCGAACGACUCAUCCGCACCCCUGGCGUCGUUUUACUCUUAUCCCUUUAUUGA